Gaeumannomyces tritici R3-111a-1 is the source of this 7392-nucleotide messenger RNA. RefSeq lists its product as hypothetical. The transcript is spliced from 9 exons. Gene Ontology annotation, molecular function: 3-oxoacyl-[acyl-carrier-protein] synthase activity; fatty acid synthase activity; oxidoreductase activity. The record is from RefSeq and is a predicted model, not a curated record. Lineage: Eukaryota; Fungi; Ascomycota; Sordariomycetes; Magnaporthales; Magnaporthaceae. The coding region runs from base 1 to 7392 and encodes 2463 amino acids. Gene Ontology annotation, biological process: secondary metabolite biosynthetic process; fatty acid biosynthetic process.
AUGGCCGCGAUCGCGAUCGUCGGCAUCGGCUGCCGGUUCCCGGGGGACGCCUCCAACGUGGAGGAGCUCUGGGGGCUGAUGGCGGAAGGCCGCAGCGCCUGGUCCAGGAUACCAAGGUCGCGGAUGAACGCGGCCGGCCACUACCAUCCGGACCCGAGCCGCCAGGGCAGCUUCCACAUCAAAGGAGGCCACUUCCUGAAGCAGAACGUGGCAGCGUUCGACCCAUCGUUCUUUGCCAUAUCUCCAAAUGAAGCAACAGCCAUGGACCCCCAGCAGAGGAUUCUUCUCGAGGUCACGUACGAAGCAAUGGAGAGUGCUGGAAUUCCACGAGAGUCUUUGGACGGGAGCGAUACCACCGUCUGGAUUGGCUCCUUCGUCAAGGACUACGAGCAAGUGUGCCUCCGGGACCAGGACGACGCACCUCAGUAUGCUGCAACUGGAAACGGCAUCGCUAUUCUUGCGAACCGCAUAUCCCACAGCUUCAACCUGACUGGAACAAGCCAAACGGUCGACACUGGCUGUAGUGCCAGCCUCGUCGCUAUUCACCAAGCAUGCCAGAGCUUGCUGAGUGGAGAGUGCUCAACGGCAAUCGCGGGCGGCGUUGGCUUGAUCCUGACACCAAACACGAUCCACCCAAUGACUUCUCUUGGAUUCCUGAGCGCCGAAGGGAAGAGCUUUGCUUUCGACUCCAGAGCGGAUGGAUACGGCCGCGGUGAAGGCGCCGGCAUUGUCAUUCUUCGCAGACUGGAGGACGCCCUGGCAAGCAGUGACACCAUUCGUGGUGUGAUUCGCUCAACCGUGAGCAAUCAAGACGGCCGCACUCCUGGCAUCACUCUUCCAAACAUGGAAAGCCAAGCAGACAACAUCAUCCAGGCUUAUGACAAGGCCGGGCUUAAUCCACUCAGAACGGGGUUUGUUGAGUGCCAUGGAACAGGAACAAAAGCGGGCGACGUUCGGGAGCUACGAGCCGUUCACCGAUCCAUCACCAGCGGGCGACACAUUGACGACCCCGUGUUUGUGGGAUCUAUCAAGACCAACAUCGGACAUCUCGAGGGCGCUGCCGGAGUUGCAGGCCUCAUCAAGGCUGCCCUUGUGGUCGAGAAGGGAAUCAUACCCAAACAUCUCAACUUCGAAAAACCCAACACCGAGAUCGACUUCUCAGACUUGCGGGUUCGUGUUCCUAUGGAGCUGACGCCCUGGCCAGAGCAAGGCCUCCGACGAGCGAGCGUCAACUGCUUCGGGUUCGGUGGCACGAACACCCACGCCAUCGUCGAGGAUGCCGCGCACCAUCUGGCAGAAGCUGGACUGCGAGGCUUUCAUGCAUGUCACCUUUUCGAGAGCUCCAACACUUGCCCUUCAACCUCCCAAACAAGUCUGAAUGAUGAGCCUCGGCUGUUUGUGUACUCUGCCCACGAGAAGAAUCGCGUGGGAGUGGUGGCCAGACUUCACGCAUCCUAUUUCCGCAAGAAGCUCAACCAAGAAGACAGCAGCGACCUCAUGGACCGGUAUGAACACACCCUCCUCAACCGACGGUCGAGACUGGAGUACAGAUCCUACAUUAUCAGUCGAAACCACCAAGACCUUGUCAAGAAGCUGUCCGCCGGCGCAGUCGGAGCUGUCAUCCAAUGCCCGCGAGACACCAACACCCGCCUUGCCUUUGUCUUCUCGGGACAGGGCGCCCAGUGGUGGGCCAUGGGGAGGGAGCUCCUGGACUACCCUGUAUUCCGAGACAGCAUUGAAGCUGCCUGUCGGUAUAUGCACAAAUCCCUGAAUGGAAGCCCAACCCUGCUCCAUGAGCUAGAAGCCAGCACAUGCGAGGAUGACUCAAUCAUCGACCUACCACAUCUAUCGCAACCACUCACGACAGCGAUACAAGUAGCCCUCGUCGACCUUCUCCAAGCAAGCAACAUCAUGCCAGCAGCUGUUGUAGGACACUCGUCAGGCGAGAUCGCGGCUGCAUAUGCUUGUGGCAUCAUCAGCAGAGAGAGCGCAUGGAAAGCUGCUCACUUUCGUGGACACUGCGUCGCAGAGUGGCAAGCCGACAAGUCCCAGCCAACGGGCAAGAUGCUCACGGUCUACCUAUCUGAGCAAGAGGUCCAACAGUACCUCGACAUUGUCCCACCCGGCUCGGUCGGGAUCGCAUGCUACAACGGCCCAAGGUUUUUGACCCUCUCCGGAGACCAGGAAGCCAUCCUCGACAUCGAGAAGGAGCUCAAGAGAAAAGGUCUCACCAGCCACCUGGUCAACGUCCAAGCAGCCUACCACUCGCACCACAUGAACGCGAUAGCCGGCAGCUACCGCCAAGCGAUCGGACAAAUCGAGAUGCAGAUGCCGCCCGUCGAUGGAGCCAAGAUGUACUCGUCGCUAACGGGGUCGGAAAUCCUGCCCAACGACCUGCACGCCGACUACUGGGUCAAGAACCUCGUCUCCCCGGUCCUCUUCGACAAGGCCGUUACGGCGAUGGUGCAGGCCAUCAAGCCCGACGUGGUGGUGGAAGUGAGCCCACGGGUCGUCUGGGCCACCACCAUUGGCCGGAUCCUCAGGGCCAUGGGCCACCCAGUCUCGGUUCCCUGCCUGUCGGUGCUGCACAAGGGCGCCAACGCGGCCGAAUCGGCCCUCAACCUCCUCGGCGACCUCUGGGCCCGAGGCUGCGAUAUCGAGACGGGCUGGGCCCGCGGCGGCGGCGACGGCGGUCGUGGCGACGGAGGCGAGAGGUCGCAGGCUGCGCUGCCGCUGCAGCACCUGUGGGACCUCCCUCCCUACCCCUGGAACCACGACAGGAAGUUCUGGUCCGAGUCCAGGAUCUCCAAGGGCCACCGGUUCCGGGCCCACGGCCGCGAGGACCUGAUCGGGGCGCCGGUGAACCCGGGCAUGCCGACGGACCCGGCCUGGCGCGGCUUCUUCCGGCUCGGGGAGAACCCCUGGAUAGAAGACCACCAGGUCCAGGGUGCCAUCAUCUACCCCGCGGCGGGCCUGGUGGCCAUGGCGGUGCAGGCGGCGGUUCAGCUGGCCGAAGGCUCGGGCCGGGAGGUGGUGGGGUUCGAGGUCUCGAAUUUCGAGAUCUUGAGCCCUGUCAUCAUCCCGCGCUCGGCCGACGGCAUCGAGCACGCGAUCCUGACGCGGCCGGCGGCGGUGGCAGCGGCCGAGGGCGGUCCGGUGGCUCGUCGGGCCUGGGCAGCCCACGAGUUCAGCAUCGUGACCGGGACGGGGGGCCAGGCCCACCACAAGCACGCGCAGGGGCUUGUGACCAUUCUGUACGGUGGCGGCGGCGGCGGCGGCAGCAGCCAGCAGGGCGCCGAGGGUGCGUUGGGGUUCGAUCCCCCACAGCUGCGCCGCGAGUACGAGGAGGCCAGGUUCCUGUGCGGCGACGUGGUGGCGCCCAGGCACCUGUACGAGCGGCUGGCGGGGCUGGGGCUGAACUACGGCCCCAUGUUCCGCAACAUGGUGGCGGUGGCCAGGGGCCAGCUCGGCACACACCAGUGCCACAGCGAGAUUCGGGUGCCCGACACCAGGGCGGGGAUGCCGCUGGCGUGGGAGUACCCCCACGUCAUGCACCCGGCGACCCUCGACGCCAUGGUGCAGACCGUCUUCGCCCUCGGGGAGGACGAGGCCAUGAUGCCGUGCUCCAUCCGGAGCGUGUUCAUCUCGGCCAAGUCGCCCCGGGCGGCCGGGGACCGGUUUGUAGGCUACACCAAGGCCCGCGGCGCCGGCCCGAGGCAGGUGUCGGCCGACGUGGCCAUGUUCGACGCGCGGGCGGCGGCGGCGGACGAGCCCAUGGUGGUGGUCAAGGGGCUCUUGCUAAGGUCAGCCCGCCCAGCCGACGGCCUCGGCCACCUUCCGAACCACCGCAACCUCUGCGCCGAGGUUGUGUGGAAGGAGGACCUGGGCGGCAGCGCGCCAGAGAGCCUCGAGACCUGGCUCGACCUCCGCGGGCACGCGACGCCGUCGCUCGCCGUCCUGCAGGUGGGAGGAGGAGGAGGAGGAGGAUCGGCCGCCACCACAGCUACCACCGCCGCCGAGUUCGCCCGCGUGCUGGCGGGCGGGUACGAGACCCCCCGCUUCGCGUCGUACACGCUGUGCGAGUGCCCGGAGGCGGCCAUGGCGGAGCUGCAGGCGGCGGGCUCGCUCCCGAGCAGGGUCCUCGAGCGGGUGGCGUGGGACGCGGUCCCGGUGGAGGCGGUGCCCGAGGCGUCGCACGACCUAGUCGUCGCCCUUGUCGAACGGUCCCAGCUCCAGGACAUCACCGCCGCGGGGUUGAAUCGCGUGCUGGUGCCCGGGGGUCAUCUGGUUAUGGCGGUGGAGGAUGGCGGCGCUGGCUGCGGGGGCGGAGAGGCGGGCCUCGAGGAGCUGAGGUCUGUGCUCGUGUCGGCCGGGUUCGAAGAGGCCGGAACCCUCGCGGGCUUCGGGUCUCUGCCCGAGGGGCAACGCUACAUGCUUGCUAAAAAGCCGUCCGCUCCGGCGAGGCUGCCGCCGUCCGCCGCCGGCCCGGCCCACGAGGUGGUCGUGGUGCUGCCGCAGGAGCCGUCUGCCCGCGUCGUCGCGCUCGGCGGGCUCAUCGAGAGCCGCAUCCGAGGAUCGUCCCUGGCCGGCGGCCGGUGCAGGUUCGUGCGCUUCUCGCCCGAACUUGACGCACUCGAGGGCGAGGCCACCCACAUCUCGCUCCUGGAGGCGGAGCACCCUUUCAUCUUCGGCGUCGACGAGAGCCAGUGGCCGGCGGUGCGGAGGCUGCUCCUGCUGCCCAGCAUGAUCUGGGUCACGGGCGGAGGCCAGAUGUCGGUCCGGGACCCGCGCAUGGCGGCGGCCGUCGGGCUCACCCGCACCCUACGAUCCGAGGACAGCCAGAGGAGGCUUGUCUCUGUCGACAUCGAUCUCCAGGCCGACCACGACGACGACAGCACGGUCCGGGCCAUCGUGGCGAUCCUGCAAGCGAGCAUGGCCGAGGAGGGCGGCGGCGGCGGCGCGGCGGCCCAGAAGGAGGUCGAGCACGUCGUGCGGGGCGGCAGGCGCUUCAUCCCCCGCCUCAUGACCCUCACUGCCCUCAACUCCCUGAUUGAGAAGGGCGACGGGCGGCCCGAGCACGUCGAGGACUCUGCACUCUGGCAGCAGGAGGGCGGCGGCGCCGGCCGGCCGCGGAAGCUCGCGCCGGCGUCGGUCGCCGGGUCCGACGGCCUGUACUUUGAGGACGACGCGGAGGCGAUUCGGCCCUUGGGCAAGACGGAAGUGCGCGUCAAGAUCGAGACGUGCCAGCUCCUGCCCGACGACAUGGACGCCAUCGCCAACCACAGCGGCGGCGAGGUCGGCUCCGAUGCCAAGGGAAGCGUGGUCGAGGUUGGACGAGAAGUGACCAGCUGCCGUGUCGGCGACGCGGUCGUCGUCUUUGCCCGCGGCACCAUCAAGACAUCUGUGGUAGUUCACGAGAAGUUUGCCUGGACCCUGGACGGGCUCGCCAAGUCCUCCUCACAUUUGUCUCCGACAGCCAUGCUCACAGCGACGUACGGUCUUGUUGUCUAUGGCCGGCUGGAGAAGGGGGAGACGGUCCUGGUGCACGCGGCCGCCUCAGCAUAUGGCCAAGCUGCCGUUCACAUCGCGCGCGCCAAGGGAGCCGUCGUGAUCGCCGUGGUUUCGAGCGAGGAACAGCGCCGGGUGGUUCGAGAGAAGCUGCACAUGGCCGACAAUAUGAUCCUGAGCGAGGACAGGCGUCUCGCCCUCUCAGUCCAGAGUCUUACAGGCGGAAACGGCGCUGAUAUCAUCUUCAACCCGACGCCCCGUCAUCUUGCAGCAAACUUUGAGUGCUGUGCCGAGUAUGGGCGUGUUGCGCAGCUGGCAUUCAAGUCCCUCGAGGCUCCCGACAUGCGCCAGGCGGUGGUCAAGCAGAUUUCAUUCGAGACUUUCGAUAUUCACAACCUCGCAAAGCGCCGGCCCGCGAUGAUGGACAGGACACUAUUACAACUGAAGGAACUGCUGCCUCUCAAGACACUCGCCAACAUGCAGGCGUACCCCACGCGCGAGCACGGCUUCGACAAGCUGGGCGCUGCCUUCAAGGCGUUCACCGCAGACACAUACCUCGGCUCUCACACACUUGUCGCGCACGACACGGCUCGGAUCCCGAUCCGCAUUAAGCUGACUAGGUCGGCCGAGCUGACGGCGGAGGGGACGUACAUACUGGUCGGUGGCUUCGGCGGAAUCGGACGCGCCAUAGCGCAGCUGCUCGUCAAGAAGGGCGCCCGACACCUCGUAUUCCUCUCUCGCUCCGGCCCCAAGUCCGAGGCGGCCAUGGGCCUGUUGAAGAUGCUGAAGUCCCUCGGGGUGACAACGCGCAACGUCCCUGUCGAUGUCUGCGACGAAGAUCAGCUGCGAGAGGCAGUGGCCACCAUCCAGCUAGAUAUGCCUCCCAUCAAGGGCACGAUCCAGUGCGCGGCCGUACUACAGGAUUCCGCAUUCGUGACCAUGACGUUCGAAAAGUGGCAAGCGGCCUUCCGCCCCAAAGCGAUGGGCUCCUGGAAUCUCCACCGCUGCCUGCCGGACGACAUGGACUUCUUCAUCCUCCUCUCGAGCGCCUCGGGCGUGCUGGGCAACCAGGGGCAGGCAAACUACGCGGCGGGCAACACCUUCCAGGACGCGCUAGCCGAGCACCGACAGCAGCAGACGAGCGACGGCCCGGACAAGAGCAGGACUAACCUCUCGCUGGACCUCGGCCUGGUGCUCGACGCCGGCAUGGUGGCCGAGAACGAGCGGCUCCUGGGUGCGAUGCUCGCAAACGGCUUCUUCGGCGUGCGCCUGGCCGACGUGCGGUACAUACUCGAGCGCGCCAUGGCCCAGACGGCGGUGGUCGUCAAGACCCCAACGGAAGGCAUCCUCCGGCUGCCCGCGCAGGUCGUCACGGCCCUCGGCACGGGCGGGCUGACGCUGCAGAGCGGCAACGAGGGGGGGCCGCGCCACUGGACCAGCUCGGGCCUGUUCGACUACCUGAACAUGGUGGACGUGCCCGCCGACGUCGCAGCCGCCGCCGCGUCGCAGCCCAGAACAACCGCCGCCGCCGCCAGACGGCCCGGAAGGAAGGGCGCCAAGGAGCUGGCGGCCGAGAUCCGCGCCGCGCCCUCGCCCGACGAGGCAGGCAACGUCGCCGUCGCGGCCGUGGCGCGCCAGCUGGGCAGGCUGCUGGACAACAACAACAACAGCGGCGGCAGCAGCAGCGAAAGCACGACGAUGGACGUGACGCGGUCCACGCGCGACUACGGCGUCGAUUCGCUCGUCAAGCUCAACGUCACGCGAUGGAUCGCUAACCAGACGGGUGUGGCCGUGGGCGACAUUGACGACUUUGCGAGCAUCCGCGACAUUGGACACCACGUCUCCAGGCGCGUGCUCGAGAGCGGCGCCAACGAUGCCGAGUGA